AUGAUGCCCAGCAGCGUCCGGCCAUCUCCAGUGGAAACCACGAGACUCUUCGCAAAAUGGCUGACAGAACAAAGGAAUUAUGGUGGAGGCUUCAAAUCAACACAGGACACUGUGGUAGCUCUGCAAGCUCUGUCUAAUUAUUGGAUCAGCACCUUCGACCAGGAAGACAAUGAACUGAAAGUGACCCUCACCACUGCCGGGAGAAGCUUGCCAAAACAAAUCUCCCUUGGGAGGUCGGAUGACCCAAUCCAGGAAGAGUUGCAGUUUUCCUUGGGAAGUAACAUCCAUGUAAAGGUGGAAGGGAAGGGAAAAGGAACUUUGACUAUCCUGAAACAGUUUCAUGUCAUGGCCGUGCAAAACACCUCCUGCCAAACCCUUGGCUUAAAGGUAGAUGUGAGUGGCUCAGUUCGCCGAGAUGAAAAAGAUACUUGUUAUGCUUGUAUGCAAGUCAAGCUCAUGAAAAUAUCUUCAACUAGAGCAUAUUUUGAGUGUGUGCUGUUCACAGCCAGUCUGGCUAAGUACGCUGACCCGGUAACUGACCUGCUAGACAAGUGUGGAGUCUUUCGAACCCGCCUCUUCCGGGAGUCAUGCGUAUUCCACCAGGGCUGCUACGUCAAGGAUCUCAGCCGGCUGGGCCGUGAUUUGCGCAAAACCUUAAUCCUGGACAAUUCUCCUGCCUCCUAUAUCUUCCAUCCGGAGAAUGCUGUGCCGGUGCAGUCUUGGUUCGACGACAUGGCGGACACAGAGCUGCUGACCCUGAUUCCAAUUUUUGAGGAGCUGAGUGAAGCAGAGGAUGUGUAUACCAGCCUCGGCCAGCUGAGGGCGCCAUAAGGCCUUCCCAGCCCUAUGCUCACAGGGGAACAUUUUUCACUCAGUGCCUUCAGCAGUGGCCUGGAGGGUUGGGGGAAACUGUGUGGGCGUUUCCCCCGCCACGACCCAACCCAAAGGCAGAUGCAAGGACUUUGGAGGCAGUAGCCUGUAUGGCCACCCCGUGGGGGGCAGGGCCAGGGUGGUUUGCAGCAGGGUAUUGCUUAGACCAGCGAGCCUCCGGCCUCUUCCAUCCAAAGAAGGGGACAUACAGAACCGAUUCCUCAAUAGCUCUCGUAUCUAUGCACUGUGAGAAGACGGGGAGCACAAUCGAGAGGAUGCGCCGUUUCCCCUGGGCUCCGCUUCUCCCUCUUCCAUUUCAUGCAGGAUAUUGAGUUCGGAUGUGGCUCAGCCCCCCCCCCCCCCCCCCCCCCGAGGCAAAACCAAAUAAUUUGGCUGAAGAUUUAAAAAGCUCUGUGCCUUCCAUUUUCCCCGAGAGCACAGCCUAACCCAGACUUCGAGCCACACGAGGCCUAGAUGUUGCUGCCUUUUCUUCGCCUCACGGUCAAGGCAAGGGGCCUCUCCAUAACACUCCAGUUUUUCGGUCCCAGCCGGGUAUGUGGCGCCCUCUUCUUCCAACAAGCUGGAUCUUGAAAGAGUUGGAGGGGAGGGGCUUUCCUUCUCUCUGAUACCUGCCUGCAGGUAGGAAAGAAAACCGAGGAACAAAAAUUCCUCAAGCUCCAGCCGUUUUUAUAAAGUCUCCUCUUUCAACAUACCCUCUUUGUCCAGCUCGCUCUACCUGGGCUCUUAGUUAUGUCUUUGACAUUGGGGAAACCCGGUAUGUUUCAAUACACGACCAUAUGCUUCGGCUGCGCCUCCGGGUGAAAAGCAACAUCCUCGUCUGUCCCUCUGAAACCUUCCUACAUCGAAAGAGUGGCGCAGCCUCAAGUCACGGAUUUAAUCCAGGCCGGUGACUUAACAGCUAGUACCCAGCGCCCGUUACGCUCCUUAGUUUUCAGACUUGCAUUACAGAUAUUCCCAGAUUCCUGCCCUAGCAUAGCUUCCGGGGUGGGGGUGGGGGGUGGGGACAAGCAAUAUCUCUGCCUUAAACUGCACCUGACUUGCACGCCACUGCACUAAUAGGACCGUAGCAGCGCUGUGGGUUCUUCCAAUCUUGUGUGGUGUGGAUGUUAGCCCCCAGUGCAAGAUGUGACUUUUGUCCACAGCUGACUUGACCGCUGCUAACUUACCUCCUCCGAUGGGGCCUGGGCACGCCCGACACAGGGACCUGCUCCCCUCUCAGGACUCUCCCCAGGCUCCAUUGCUGUCACUUGAAAUCCCAGCCCUUUGGGUGGUCUCAGGGAAAAUAACGAACUAGCAUCUUAGAAGCCGGGCGGGAGGGAGGUCAUUUCCUGUGUGCAUGCAGUCUGCUCUGCGCCAAUUGCCUCUGGGGCAGCAAGGGAUGGCACUGCAUUGCACUCAGCAUUUCUGCACCCUGAAGCUGCUGAAAGCAAGUGGCCCUGCCUCAUAAUUCGGGGGGGGAUGGAGUCAGGCAUUUUGGAGGACCAUGCGCCAGAGGCCUGGCUGGGCCAGCCUGCAAACAUCUUUCGCAAUGAUUUUCCUCCACACUUUCUUGAGAAACCAAAUGCAGACUUAAGGGGCUGUGUUGUCGUCGUUAACGUUUUUAUGCCAGGGGGGCUUUCCUUAAACACUUUUUCUCCCCUCCCUCCCCGCCUCCCCCCUUGUGCUAGAGUAUGGUACAGCCUGCCUUUCCUGGUCUUUGCUUACCGUGUUUUAAGCAGGUGUUUUCAAAGUGCCAUCGGGGAAGCCCAUGAAAUAGGACACUAAACCAGCUUGCUUUUCUUUUCCCCGUUCCCUCCCAUCAGCAAUACGUUGCAAGUGACUUCAUGUUGAGCAGUUGGGACUGGGGAGGGGGAGAGACCCCCCCCCCGCUUCAGUGCUGCUUCCCCCUCAGUGACGCUGAGCCUCACUGACUCGGCCCCAGGGUGGGGAGGGAAGUUGUAGGUCAGCUCAUCACCUGGAUAUGGGAUGCUCAGCAGGACCAAACAUUCAAGACUGGCUAGUGGUCGGGUGAGCAGCGUUGCUCUUAGCCUGGCCAAAGUGCUGCUCAAAGUUUCAUCAUCGUUUUAAGUGUGCUGAUUGGCUACUAGUUGACCUUUGACUCUCAGAUGUGCCGGUGCACAUUUUCUCUAUCUGUGGGGCUAGGUCUCUCCGCUGAUGUUUACGGGGAGUCUGCUGCCGUCACCUCCUUCUGUCAUCCCCCCGCACAUCUGAACCCUCUUUUUGCCUCAGCUGCUAGUAGGGGGACCUGGAAGAGGAGGGUGUUUCCAACUUUGCACAGGAUUGUCAGGUGUGGGGAGAGCUCCUCCUUCGAGUUAAAUAAGCUGCUUUUUCUCUUCACGGCAGAAAACGGACCCUUGAACCUGCUGCAAAGUUAAUGAGUGCCGGGAAGAACAAAAGCCCGUUGUGUCUCCUUCCUGGUUGAGUCUGUGGUCACAACUGUAGCUUUGCCCUCUGUCAGCUGAAGAGAAAUUGCCCCUUUUCUUGCCCCUCCCACCUGCGGGCAGCUUUCUGUUCCUCUUGACUCGUGUGAAACUGGCUGACAGGUCCUUCACGUUGCUAAAUGUCAAGGCUCCAUGUGAGGGGAACAAAUGACCCACUCCAGCUGCAUUGUCCACUCCUCCCAGAUAA
Molecule: messenger RNA, 3519 nt
Organism: Sphaerodactylus townsendi
Lineage: Eukaryota; Metazoa; Chordata; Lepidosauria; Squamata; Sphaerodactylidae
Gene: CTDSP2
Product: CTD small phosphatase 2
Exons: 8
Coding region: 1-831 (276 amino acids)
Molecular function (GO): RNA polymerase II CTD heptapeptide repeat phosphatase activity
Source: RefSeq, a predicted model, not a curated record